AUGGGCCCUACCGCCCCCUCAUGCUGCUGCCAGGCCCGUAAUCUGCCAUGGGCCCCCGUACCGCCUCCUCAUGCUGCUGCCAGGCCCGUAAUCUGCCAUGGGCCCCUGUACCGCCUCCUAAUGCUGCUGCCAGGUCCAGAGUGUGUCAUGGGUCCCUGUACGGCCUCCCAUUGCUGCUGUCUCCAUCGCCACACUCUGCCAUGUGCCACUUUCAGGUCUCCUCACACUGCUGGUGGGUUCCAUUUUUGUCAUAGGGUGCUGUAUGGCCUCCCAUUGCUGCUGCCUCCACCGCCACACUGUGGCUCCACACUCUGGUUUUGGCCCCGUGACUGCCCAAAUGAGUGAAGUGUGCGGUGAUUCUAAGAUCGACGGCACUCAUCUGCAUGUCAUACUGACUGACAGUAUUAUUUCUCUUCCCCAGCAGACUCCAAGGGCAUUUAAAUUAAAGGUACAGUGUUCUGCACUAAUAUGA
Messenger RNA from Staurois parvus, 472 nucleotides. Lineage: Eukaryota; Metazoa; Chordata; Amphibia; Anura; Ranidae. The record is from the annotation of a GenBank genome assembly.